Messenger RNA from Rotaria socialis, 1242 nucleotides. NCBI's taxonomy places the organism in Eukaryota, Metazoa, Rotifera, Eurotatoria, Philodinida, Philodinidae. The record is from the annotation of a GenBank genome assembly.
AUGGCUGCAACUCUUGUAAAACCUCCUAAUUCAACUUAUACAUUUUCAAGUCAACCCAAAGCAGUUCAACAGCAGCAAGGGCAACGACAAAAAUUCCGACAACCAGUAAUAAAUCAAUCAGAUGAAAACAGUAUAUUUGGAAAUAUAAUGUAUGAUCGUCGAGUUAUUCGUGGUAACACUUAUGCACUUCAUACACUUCCAGCACAUGCACAACCGGAUCCGAUUGAAAUACAACGUCAACAAGAAGCUAAACGACGUGCUUUAGCAAGACGAAAAGCCCGAGAACAAAUUCGAACCAGAACACCUGAUCCUGUACAUAAUCGUAAAAAUAUUGAUGUACAAACGGAACUUUAUCUUGAAGAGUUAAGUGAUCGAAUUGAAGAAGCUGAUGUUGAUGUUCAAACAGAUGCUUUUCUUGAUCGACCACCAUCACCUCUAUUUAUUCCACAAUCAACUGGUAAAGAUAUUUGUACUCAAAUCGAAACAGGCGAUUUAUUUGAUUUCGAUCUCGAAGUAAAACCAAUCGUUGAAACCCUAGUUGGUAAAACAGUUGAACAAGCAUUGAUAGAAGUUGCUGAAGAAGAAGAAUUAGCUGAAAUUCGUGAACAGCAACGAGAAUAUGAAGAAAUACGUAAUGCUGAAUUAAUUGAAUUACAAAGACUAGAAGAACAAGAAAGACGUUUGAGAGCUGAAAAAGAACGUCGAAUGAAACAAGCACAAGAAGCGCUUCGUUUGGAACAGGAUGUUGCACAAAAGAUAGCUGCUAGAGCUUUUGCCAAAGCUUAUUUACAAGAUCUUGUUCCAAGUGUAUUUAACAAUCUAAGAGAAAAUGGAUACUUCUAUGAUCCUGUGGAAAAUGAAAUUGAAACAUCAUUUAUGCCGUGGUUAAUGAACAAGACAAUGACACACGUGAAUCAAUUAGUUCUUGGGCGAACUAUUCUCGACUCGAUUAUUCGAGAUGUUGUUAAUCAACGCAUCGAUGAUUAUGAUAAAUUGGCUGAAGCACUAAAACAGGCUGUUGAAGGUGGUAUUGAUAUGGGAACAUCAACAGGUGAUAUUGUGCAUAGUUCAGAACAAAAUCUCGAAAACUUGGAAUCAGGUCAUGGAGAAUUAAAUGUCACGAUGGACAAUCAUACGAACGAGGGCGGAGAAGCCAGUAAUGGCGCCUUGCUUAAUGAUGAAACUGAUGAACGUGAAGAAGAACAAACGAAUGCUGAUGAAGACGCAGGUGGUGAACAGUGA